AUGAAAGUAUUCUACCGAGCGAUAAUCAUAGAAAGGUUACUAACACAACCACCACCUGCCACCACCAUUACGACCUACCUCCACCACCCAUCACCACCUUCCCCACCCACCUCAAUCACCCAUCACCACCAACCACUACCAUCCACCACCACCUACCACCACCUCCACCCACCACCCACCAAAACCAGCACCCGCCACCAACACCUGCCCCCAUCACCCCCACCAAAACCACCACCCACCCGCCUCCACCACUUACCCACUACCUACCAUUAUGACAACUACAUGUCAUUACCACCCAUCACCACCACCCGCCUCCACCAUCCAUCACCACCCCCACCUGCACCACCACCCCCACCACCUAUCACCACCACUAGCCUCCACCACCCAUCACCACCCCACCCAUCACCCACCAAAACCAACAUACACCAUCGCCACCCUCACCACCCACCCACCCACCAUCACUUAUCAGCUUCACCCGUCUCCACUACUUGCCACCGCCACCUGCCACCCACUAUAAUCACCACCACAUAUGUCACCCCCACCACCCUUCAUAACCACCAACCACCUACCACCAAACAUCACUACACACCACCACUACCUAUGAUUAUUUGUAUAUAA
This is a messenger RNA of Lactuca sativa (garden lettuce), 618 nucleotides long. Lineage: Eukaryota; Viridiplantae; Streptophyta; Magnoliopsida; Asterales; Asteraceae. The record is from RefSeq and is a predicted model, not a curated record.